GCGCACCUCCCCUCUCUCCUCUGACUGUGUGCCGCGCGCAGGGGAGCUCAGUCAGAUGGAGACUCCGGAAAGUCUCGCAUUUCCGCGUCAAAACCCAGCCGGCGUUUGUCAACAUGAACACCGUUAAUGCUGAGGAAACAUUCUCAUUUGUUUCACUUAUCGUUUCAUACAGACGCCCGUCAAGUGGUUUUAAUCGCCUUGAUUGGUCGUCAUCGUGGCUCGUGAGAGGCUACACAAGAGGCGCGUGCAGACUCAACUCCAGUGAGGUCCUGCUGAAGACUGGGGAGCAUGUAAGAAAUGAAGACAAGUGACAUAGAGAAUAUGGAUACAUCAGAGCACACAACCUCCUGUAGGUGAAACUUUUUCUUGAGAGAAUAAUUCUCCUCUUUCUACAUGCAUACUGCGCUUUUAUGUCAGUAUGUCACUAUCAGACUGCAAAUAUGGGAGCAAGACUCAUACGGAGCACACUUACAGCCUUCACACCUUGCCCAUGACUGAGAACUAUGUGAAAAGUCCUGUUAGGACAUUGUUUGACUUCAGGCACACAAACGUGACUGAGAAUCUGGAUGUCAAGUGGGUUUCUCUGUUGUCCCGGACUAACCUGCGGAGCGUCUCAAAAGUCAAAGUGGUUAGCUUCCUGAUGGGCUUGAUAAUGACUUUUCUUAUCAUGGCGUCCUACAUCCUGAUGUGGGAUAGGAAAAGACUCUUGCUUACCCCCUUACCCUAUCAGCUCAGACCUGUGGUCAUGCCAACCAGCACAGCAGCAGCUGAAAUUUCCUCUGAAAACAACUUAGGAGACAUGAAACUGCUAGUGAAGCUCAUCGGCUCUAAACUUGAAUACACACCAAGGAAGGUGCCUGAUGAAAAGGAUGUCGUUGGAACGGACUCCCAUUUGUUCUCUGUAAUUCCUCGCCAUUUCCUGCCCGGCAUCAAGAGCCCUUGCUGGUAUGAGGAGUUCUCUACUGAACUCAGCACUGAUCUGUACAGGAGGAACCGCUUCACUCUGCGUUCAAAGAGUUUCAAGACUGUGUGUGACCACCUGAGGACCAACUUCCACCAGCACUUAUACCACAGAGGCGGCAAACUGUUUCGUCUACGCUGCUUGCCUUUCUUCUACAUCAUCGGCCAGCCCAAGUGUGGCACGACUGACUUGUUCCACAGGCUGCUGCUGCAUCCAGAGGUAAAGUUCAACACGAUGAAGGAGCCCCACUGGUGGACCAGGAAACGCUUUGGUUAUAUCCGUUUCAAAGAUGGCUUCCAGGAAAAUUUUCCUGUAGAAGAUUACCUGGAUCUGUUUGACUUGGCAGCCCAAAACAUCCAAGAUGGAAUCAGUGGAAAUUCAUCUGGAGACUACCGCACACUCAUAACAGGUGAAGCCAGUGCAUCCACUAUGUGGGACAACCAAGCCUGGAGGUAUCUUCACGGAGACAGGGAGGAGACACAGCCUCCUUUCCUGGCCCAGGACUUCAUCCACACAGUCCAGCCCGGUGCCAAAAUCAUCAUUAUGCUUAGAGAUCCAGUAGAGAGACUUUAUUCUGACUACCUGUACUUUAAGAUGGCCAACAAGUCAGCAGAGGACUUCCACCAGAAGGUCCUAGACUCUGUACAGUUGUUUCAGUCCUGCCUGUAUGAGAGGUCACUUCGUUCCUGCGUCUACAACACUAGCCUCUCCAACGCCAUGCCGGUGAGGCUAAAUUUGGGGAUGUACAUCAUCUUCUUGCUGGAUUGGCUGACAGUUUUCGACAGGGAGCAGAUUUUAGUUCUUCGACUCGAGGACUACGCAGCAAAUCUCAAAGGGACAAUCAAGAAAGUUUUUGAUUUUCUGAGUGUUGGUCCUCUGUCGGAGCAGGUGGAGGCCACACUGACCAAACGGCCUAUGUCAAACACCCGGCGGGCCGCAGACAAAAACCUGGGUCCUAUGCUUCCAGCUAGCAGAGACCUCCUCAGGGAAUUUCACCAGCCCUUCAACCAUAAACUGGCCAGUGUGUUGGACAACAAGGCCUUGCUCUGGAGUAACAAUUGAAUGGACAUGAGCAUGGACGAAAAUGUGUAAGGAUGUGAAUGAACAACCGGAGCAAGGAGCUAGAGCAGGAAUGCCUAUUGAUAUAAAUUAAUUUACAGUGGGAGGGCUCAUACACAGGUGUAUAGUUGUAUAGUGAGUUUUAUUAAGGUCUGAAUACAUUUAUGGGUUUUGUUUGUGAUAUUUAUUUGCUCUUGAAAGAAUGUGAAUGACUCAUCUAGUCAAGGUAAUAAUAAAGUAAUCUGAUUUUGCAUUUUAAUUUGAUGCUUUUACAGUGUUGAAAAGUCAUUAAGCCACUGCCGAAUAAAAGUCCACAAAAUGCACCACACAUUCAUUCAUCUACACCUUUGGAUAAAGUUUCACUUUAAUGUAUGUCUCAAAUGGCUGAGUUAAAUAUCAUGUGGUCAUGGUAAUUUGAACUUGGCUUUUUAUACAAAGAAAUAUGCCCUUA
Molecule: messenger RNA, 2471 nt
Organism: Perca fluviatilis (European perch)
Lineage: Eukaryota; Metazoa; Chordata; Actinopteri; Perciformes; Percidae
Product: carbohydrate sulfotransferase 15-like
Exons: 8
Coding region: 419-2023 (534 amino acids)
Biological process (GO): hexose biosynthetic process
Molecular function (GO): N-acetylgalactosamine 4-sulfate 6-O-sulfotransferase activity
Source: RefSeq, a predicted model, not a curated record